UUCAGACGUCCUUCGUUCCAUAGAUUCAAGUCUAACCUAUUAUAUUUUGAAGUUUUAUAAAUCAUAUUUUGUCCACAGAUGUAUAUCUAUGAUUUUUUUAACAUUUUUCAACACACAAAUAACUAACUUGUUAAAAUGUUAACCUAAGAAGAGUGGUCCGAAAUUACCUUACCAUGUCCUACCUAAAGGUGAUGCACUGCAGUUUUUGUGUAAAACAUGGCAUCUACGGCCUAUCUACAAAAUCAGUCCUGCUUAAAAUUGGUCAAGGGAAAGAAUUGCUGCAACUGGCCAAAAUAUCAACUUCAAACAACUGGAGAAGUAAAUUACCAAUAACAACACAAACUCAGAACUUGCAAAAUGUGAAAAGCAAAAAUGUACCACAAGAUACCAGAGCAUGGAAAGAAACACCAACACAUGACAUUAAAAACAACAUGGGCAAUUAUUGCAUGAUGCUAUCAAAAUUUCGUUUGACUUCUCUAGUAGUAAUGACAUCAAUGGCAGGGUAUGCGUUAGCACCAGCACCAUUCAACUUCACAACAUUUGCCCUGUGUGCGGUCGGCACUGGCUUAGUAUCAUCUGCGGCUAAUUCUAUCAAUCAGUAUCAUGAGGUGCCAUUUGAUGCUCAAAUGUCACGAACUAAGAAUAGAGUGCUUGUUAAAGGAUUGCUAGAACCUGUCCAUGCUAUUAGUUUCGCAGCGGUUACAAGUGCAACUGGACUUGGAGUAUUAUAUUUUGGGGUUAAUCCGCUGACAGCAGCGUUAGGUGCAGGCAACCUUUUGCUGUAUACAUCUGUGUAUACCCCUAUGAAAAGGAUGUCUAUUCUAAACACAUGGCUUGGAUCAGUUGUCGGUGCGAUACCACCGUUGAUGGGGUGGGCGGGCUGCACGGGCGGUCUAGAUGCGGGCGCGCUUGUGUUAGGCAUGGUGCUGUACUCAUGGCAGUUUCCGCACUUUAACGCUCUCUCGUGGAACCUGCGACCGGACUAUUCACGCGCUGGCUACAGAAUGAUGGCUGUUACUGAUCCUGGUUUAUGUAGACGAGUAGCGUUAAGACACACUGGUAUUAUAACGGCGACCUGCAUUGCUUCUUCAUAUUUAGAUGUGACAAAUAUGUGGUUCGCUUUGGAGUCUUUACCAUUAAAUUUAUAUUUUAUGUACUUAGCUUGGCAAUUUUAUAAGAAAUCCGACAGCGGUAGUUCAAGGAAACUGUUCAGAUUCUCUCUGAUACAUCUACCCGCCUUGAUGUUACUUAUGCUAGUCAAUAAGAAGUAUUGGAGUUCGAGUGAAACUCACGAAGUAAAAGAUUUAAUAAAGUCGCAAGAUUUGAACAAGUUACCCGAGUCCAAGAGGCUGACAGUGUUGCCGCGCGGGCCAGUCGUCACCGCGCAAGAAACGGACUUAUCGAGAAACUGAUCAAUUUACAUACUACAAAUAUGUAGAAGCUAGUUUUUUUCCUCUGUAAAUAGUGUUUAUAUUUUAUUUACUUUAGCUUGCGUUGUAAGAUAAUAAAUCCACAUGCAAUUGUUAAAAAAAGAUUAAUUUAUUUUGUUACCAUAGCUUUUUCGACUUUAACUUAAGAGUUAAAUGAAUAAUACGAAAAAUAGAAAAAUCAUAAAAUUUA
Papilio polytes (common Mormon) is the source of this 1620-nucleotide messenger RNA. RefSeq names its product protoheme IX farnesyltransferase, mitochondrial (gene Cox10). The record is from RefSeq and is a predicted model, not a curated record. Bases 174 to 1412 code for a protein of 412 amino acids. NCBI's taxonomy places the organism in Eukaryota, Metazoa, Arthropoda, Insecta, Lepidoptera, Papilionidae. Gene Ontology annotation, cellular component: mitochondrion; membrane. The transcript is spliced from 8 exons. Gene Ontology annotation, biological process: heme biosynthetic process. Gene Ontology annotation, molecular function: protoheme IX farnesyltransferase activity.